Teleopsis dalmanni is the source of this 933-nucleotide messenger RNA. Its product is annotated as DDB1- and CUL4-associated factor 12-like protein 1. The record is from RefSeq and is a predicted model, not a curated record. Gene Ontology annotation, molecular function: protein binding. The transcript is spliced from 5 exons. The coding region runs from base 1 to 933 and encodes 310 amino acids. Lineage: Eukaryota; Metazoa; Arthropoda; Insecta; Diptera; Diopsidae.
AUGUCUUAUCGGUCUUUUGGUUCAAAACAAGCGUUAAAACGUCGGUCACGUCGUAUUCGUGGUUUAGCACCAAAUGCAGAAAUUCCAGACUGCCAUUCAGGUACUUCAAAUUCCAUAUGCCACUUUUUGGAAACGAGGGAAAAUGGUUUACCUGAGAAGUGCCAGGUAAAUAGUGAUGGAAUAAUGCAUAUUCUGUUGCAACGCAAAUUAUUAAAAGAAUAUCGCAUUAGUCUUCCGAUUGGAGUCCAUGGCAUAGUGUCUUCCAACUGGCUUAGUCGUCAUAAAGUUAUAUUUAGUACCAGUGACAAUAAGCUGUUCACGUACGAUGUGAACAAAAAAUAUGCUCAAGAGAUAGAAAACUUUUGUUAUUGGAAUACGCAUUAUAAUCGAAUGGAGAUAAUGGAGUUAAAUCCAAGUAAAACUUUGAUUGCUGUAUCAGCAAAAUGUGAUUACGAACUAAUGAUCUACCAAGUACCUCAGCUAAAUCCAUUAGUGUUAUGCAUCCCUCCGGGUUAUUUAAUGAGCAUUUUCUAUGUGUCAUGGAUAAAUGACACAACUCUGCUGGCAAGCUGUGGUGCUACUGUAUAUAUAUGGGAUAUCUCUGAAGAAAAUUUUGAAUAUGUCAGCAAUAGAUAUAUUCCCGUAACGCGUAUUAAAUCUAAAUCCGAAGAUUUUUUGUUGAAUGGUGGUAUAUGCUACAAUGCGAAACAUGGACAAUAUAUCACAAUGGGUGCAUUAGGUAAAGUGUAUUUGUUUUGUGUUGAGACUUUGAAGAAAAAACUCUUGUUCCAACUCGAGAAUAGUGCAGUGGUUCGCGAAUUAAGAUGCCAAAUUUAUGUUGCAACCCAAGGGGACGUUUUAGUCAGUUACGGAAGUUAUUCUUUCAGCUUAUAUGAUAUACGUGCCCCACUAUUAUUACCAAAUUCUCGCUGA